AUGAAAGCUGAUCUAUUAACAAAUUAUGGACAUUUAUUGAAUGUUAUUGGUCGACCAGAUGAUGCAGAAGAAAAAUAUACAGCAGCAUUGACAAUUUAUGAAAACAAUCUAACAGAUACAAAUUCAAAAGUUAUGUCUGUACGAUUAUAUAUGUUGAGUGAAAAGACAAAAAAUAAACUUUUCGAUCAAGUAAUAAACGACUAUGAAAGUGAAAAAUAUAAACAUAUGAUUGAACAAUAUGAUGCAAAUCCAUUUGAAGCAAGUAAAAUAACAAGUCAACAAAAUUGGUCGUACCUAUUUUAUAUGACUGGUGCAUGUUAUAUACACAAAGAACAGAUUAAAAAAGGUGUGACUAUUUGGAAAAAAGCUGUUCAAUGUAAAACAUUACAAUAUUUGGAUCCAUUAUUAACUAGCGAAACGACAACAACAAAUUCAAAUACAUUUGAUAUACCAACAAAUAUUAUCGAUCGUGCUUAUCAAAUAGCUUACAAUUAUUAUUAUACAAGAUCAGAGUCAGAGUCAGAUAGUACAGAUCUGUUUAACUACGGCUUAUUAUGUUCUGAUUUAUGUAUAUACGAUCAGGCUAUAAAACUUCUUAAAAGUAGUGUCGAAACCAAAGAUCUUAUACUCAGUAAUAUGCUAUUAGGCGAUAUAUACAAGUCUAAAGGUCAACCCGGGUAUAAUGGGUCAGAAUACUACUUAAAAGCCUAUAGUAUAAAUAACGAUACUCAUCAUCCCUUUAAAAUGGCUGCCGCUCUUAAAAACAAUGAUAAAAUAUUAAACGAAUAUAAAAGUCUCUUAUUAGGGAAAACAACAACGGAUAACCAAACAAUGACUAUGUUAACAAUUUUAUACGAUGAGUUAGCCCAAAAACAGUUUUAUAAAGCAGUUAGUGCAGAUAUGUGCAGAAAUGUACGAAAAUUAUGUGAAGAAUCGAUCAAUUUGAAAAUAAAGUAUUUGUCACAGUAUCAUCCAAGUUUAAUUAAAAAUUAUCAAUUAUUGGCACAAUGCUUUUUAGAGGAAAAGAAUUAUCAGGAUGCAUUACAAUCGUAUGAACAAGCAAUUGAAAUACAAAUUGCUAAUUUACCCGAAAAUCAUGUUGAAAUCAAGCAAAAUUAUUAUCAAAUGGGCCACAUCUAUUGUAAAAUGGAUAAAUUAGAUAAAGCAUUGGAAGCCUACAGUGUAGCCGAAGAUAAUGAUGAUGGUGAUCAGAGUAGCGAUGAAGACGAUGUGGAUGAUACAUAUGGCAGGUCAAUACCAAACGAAGCACUAGUUGAAAAAUAUCAAAAUUUAUCAGAAUCAUAUGCAAAAAAAGAUGACUGGGACCAAGCAAUAACACUUGAGCAGAAAGUUUUAUUGUUACUACUUGAAGAUUUACCCGAUAUUGCCAAAGAAGAUAGUAUAAUUUCAAAACCACAAUUAGUUCUUGAGAAUCAAAUCAAGUUUAUUGAUGGUCAAGCAUUUUCACGGUAUCUACAUGAUUUUGUUUAUAUUUAUUUGACGAUAGGGGAUAUUUGUUUACACGCCGAUGAUGAUGCCAUACCGUAUUAUAAACGAGCACUUGAAUUAAAUUUAAAACUAAUACGGUAUCAGUCGCUGACGCUGAAUAAAAAUUUAUUAGCAGUCAUCUACUAUAGAAUAGGAGAAGCGUAUCAACAGUACUUUAAUACUGAAACUGUUAUUGAAUAUUAUCAGAAAGCAUCUAAUGAAAAUUAUGAACAACAGUGUAUGUUAAUGUAUAAAAUUGGAAAUUUGUAUAGCGAAAAUGAACAGUACAGUGAAGCGAGAAACUGGUGGAAAAAAGCAAAAGAAGAACAACUUGAAAAUAACAUAAUUACAUCAAUAAUACAAAAGAAAAUUGAUGAUCUCAAAACUGAUGGUAAUGAAGAGAACAAUGAUAUACAAGAAGAAAAUGAAGUUGAUGAUGACGAUACUCAACUGCAUGUGAUUAAUUCAAGAAAAAAUUCUUUUCGACGACGGUCAAGUGCUCGGGAUGCCGAUAAAAAUGGUGAAUCAUCAGAAACCUAUCUAGAAUCAGCAUUGGCCUACUUAGAUUUAGAUGACAAGAAGAAUGCAUUGUUCUGCUACGAUGAAUACAUGAAAAAAGAGCAAGAAAAACUUAAUAAACUUGACAAACCAGAAAUUCUCAUAGAUAACGAUUUAUUAAAAUGUAUUCCCGAUCUACUUCGUCUACGAAUACAACAGGUGCAACAACAGGUGCAAUGUAAGUUUUUCUGGAAUAAUACUGUUUUGCAAAAUGUUUAUUUAGUGCAGGAAAAACUUCAUGUGAAUAUAAACUGGACGACAAAAGUUUAG
This is a messenger RNA of Didymodactylos carnosus, 2316 nucleotides long. NCBI's taxonomy places the organism in Eukaryota, Metazoa, Rotifera, Eurotatoria, Philodinida, Philodinidae. The record is from the annotation of a GenBank genome assembly.